Molecule: messenger RNA, 798 nt
Organism: Anisakis simplex (herring worm)
Lineage: Eukaryota; Metazoa; Nematoda; Chromadorea; Rhabditida; Anisakidae
Source: the annotation of a GenBank genome assembly
CAGAUGCUGCGAUUAUUAGUGACGUUAACCUUAUGGUUGCUUUUAAUAACCAAUCAAGUGGUAUGCUUUUUACCGCAAAGCGUUUGGGUGAAAGGACGUUUGAUGUGUGGCAGUGAUCCGGCCAAGGGUGUUCUUGUGAAGUUGAUUGAUGCUGAUAACGGACCAAAUCCUGAUGAUCUAUUGGAUUCGGCUUAUACGGAUACAGAUGGCUAUUACAAUUUGAAGGGUGACUCAAGUGAGUGGACAAAUAUCGAUCCUGAGUUACGUAUCUAUCAUGAUUGUAUGGAUUUUGGAAAGCCAUGUCAAAGGAAAUGGGUUAUACGAAUACCCGACAAAUAUAUUUUCGAUGGAACUGAGCCGGGUAAAGCGAUGAAUUUGGGCACAAUGAAUCUGGAAGUGGAACUGGAGGAUGAAGAUCAAGACUGUGACCGUCAGCCUCAUAAUUUGUGUUUUCAAGGAUCCGAUCCGGAUGAUGAACUGGAUGUCGGCUUUACGGAUGAAAAUGGUAAUUUUGAUUUAUCAGGUGGAACGGCCGAAAUGACAACUAUUGAUCCACAUUUGAAAGUUUACCACGACUGUAAUGAUGGCAAAACGCCUUGUCAAAGACGUUGGAAGUUCGAAUUACCCAAUCACUAUAUUCAACUACCCACACAUCGUCAUCACCACCACCAACAGCAGCAGCAGCAGCCGCCGCAAUACUCUUCACACGAAGUACACUUGAAACGAAAAACUCUUAAUAUUGGCGUCUGGAAUCUCGAAGCCAUAUUACCAGCCGAAAGCCACGAUUGUAUACAUUGA